AUUUUUUUUUCAAAUAAGAUAUUCAGUAUAAUUAGUAUAAAAAACAGUUUAUUUAGUAUUGGAAAAUAUUCAAAAUAUUAGCUGUUUAAAAAUUUAAAUCUCAAAAAGCAAAUUAUGAAUAAAUAGGAAUUCUAGGUAAGUUCUCCAUAAUAAAGUGAAACUAUGAAUACUGGUCUUUCUAACAUCAACUCUGCAAUAAACAACGAGAAAAUUUCGCAGAGGAUAUAGAUAUAGGAUCAACAGCAUGCUUUUAGAAUCAAUUAAUAUUUUUAAGGAUAAGAAUAGCUUUUAGAUUAAUAAAUUAAUAUUCAAGAUGUAGAAAUGGAUUAUAAUGAAAGAAUUAAUUCUAUGAGAGAACUAUAUGAAAUGAGAUUUUAAACUUUAUAGGAUACUAUACGAGAUGUUUAUGAGAAAAUUAUAAAAGAUGACUUAAUUUAAACAAUGAAGGAUAAUCCUAUAUCUUAGGAAUAUAUACAUCAGCGUGUUAGGGAAUUAUUUGAAGAAAUAGUGCUGAGCGAAAGAGAAGUUAUAAUUGAUAAGCUAUCUAGCUAAUAUACAUUUUUGAAAGCAGAGUUUUCUAAGUUAGAGAAUGAGAAAAGAAAAGAAUUGUAAUAACAUGAUGAAGAAAUGGAAGAAAGUGCAAGAAUUAUAAAUAUGCUUAAAGAAGAUUUACACAAAGAGAGAUAAAAUAGAUAAUUCUAUGAACAAGAGUUCUAAAGAAUGUAAAAAAAGAUGAAUGAAGUUACUGAGCAGUUUGAAGAUGCAUUAAUUAAAAAAGAAUAAAAAAUGUAAGAUAAAUUAGAAUAAGAAUAAAAUCAAGUAAUUCAGCUAACUUAAAAAUUUAAUGACCUUGAAAAAGAAUAUGAAUAGUUAAUAAAGUCAUAAAAUUAAAUAUUUUCUGAAAAUUAAGAAUUGAAAUAAAGAGGUGAAUUGAUGAAAGCAGAUUUAAGUGAAAAAUAGUUAGAAUUAAACACUUAUAAAAUAGAUUUGAAUACAGCUGAAGAUAAGAUAAAGUAAUAGCUCAAAUUAAAUGAUAACUUAAAGCUAGAAGUAAGCUAGCUUUCUAGCAGAUAUAAUUAAUUGAUGGAGGAGAACACCCAUUUAAAUAUGGAAUUAGAAAACACCAAAUUAGACGCUACUACCAUCGAAAAUUAAAUGCAGUAAAAGUUCUAACAUGCCUAGCAAAAUUUGUAAAAGGGCCAAGAAUAUUUAGAAAAGGUUAAGUAAAAAAAUAAACAAAAAUUAGAAGCUUAUAAAAACAAGAUUAUUGAAUACAAACAAAGAAACUAAGAAGCCGAAUAAAUAAUAAGAUAACUCAAAUAAGACCAAAAUGAAGAAAAAGAAAAAAGCUAGAAGAGUUUAUAAAAUUGGGAGAGAAUCCUUUAAGAAACUAAAAUAGAAUAUGAAAGAAAGAUCGAAGAAAUACACAAUGUUUCUUAAAUGAAAUUCGACGAAAAUCAAAGAAGACAUGACGAAUAUUUACAAGAGUUAUAAUUACACUAUUAAGAAACUAUGAAUUAAAAAAUAGAUGAUAUAAAAAAUGAAAGUAACCUAGAAAUCGAUUAACUUAGGUAUUAAGAAAGAUAGCUUAAACAGAUGCUGGAAGAAAAGCUAAAUUAAUUGUAAAAAGAUUAUAUUUCUAAGUCAUUGCAUGAUGAAAUUAUGGAUGAAAAGAAAAAAUCAAUUGACAAAAUGAAAUAAGACUUCGAUCAUUUUUUAAGUGAAUUCAAAAAAGAAACUGAAAUGAAGAAUGAACAGAUCGAAUUAAGAAAAAAUAAAGAGCAUGAACAACAAUUAGCAUAUUUAUAAAAUAAUUUGAAGGAAUUAGAAGAGAGUUUGAGAGAGUAUAAGUUAUAAGGGCGUGAGCUAUAGUCUAAAAAUGAGUAAUUAGAAGACUAAUAACAAAAGAUUAUAGCUGAUUUGGAAAAUUAGAUUAAGCAAAAUAGAAUCUAUGAAAGUGAAAUUCAAAGAUUGUAAGAAAAGCUUAACAAACAAAAAAAUAAAAAUAAUGAGCUUUAAAAGACUUUAGAUGAUUUAGACUAGCUUAGUGCAUAACUUAAGUCAGAUUUAGAGUCAUCAAGAAGCACAAUAUAAAGAUAUUCAUAAGAUUUAGAAAAUAUUACUGUUUAAAAUGAGAAACUGUUUGCAUAAAUAAAUGAAUAAAAGUAAAAAAAUGCUGAACUCAUAGGUUCUGUCUCAAACUUGAAAACUGAAGUUUCUAAUGGAUAGCAAGUUAUAUAAUUUAAAGAAGAAGUUAUCAAAAACAUCAAAGAAAAUUUAGAAGAACUUAAACAAGAAAAUAAACAAUUAAAUACUAAAUUCUUUGAUCUGUACAAAGAAAAAGCUUAAAAAAAUGAAGAUGAAAGCAAAAGAUUUGAAGAAAUUAAUACUUAAAUUACUAGAUUAUAAUAUGAAGCUUAAGAAAAGGCUCAUCAAUCAGAAAUUUUAAAAUCUUAAUUAGAUACUAUAUCUGAAUAAAAGAAAAUUUUAGAGGAAGAAAUUCAAUAUCUCAAAAUAGAUCUCCUUGAAAAAGAAAGAAUAUCUCAAGCUUCUUUAAGAGAAAAACUUGAAUUGGAAAAUCUUUUUAGUAAGAAAUUACAGCAAUAAAAAGAAUUAAAAUAUCAAAUAAAGAAUGAGUUAACAAUAGAGCUAACUAGAUUAAGAAAAGAUUUGAGCUAAAUUUAAGAGUUUGUUUAACAUCAAAUUAAAAUGAAGUCAAACGAAAUUGAAUUGUGGGUUAAAAGUAUUUAAGGAAAAUCUAAAGAUAUAUUAAACAAAUAAAAUAAUUAAUUAUAAGAAAAAUUGUAAAUUGUUGAAAAUGAGAUAUCUAGAGAGUGUGAGGAAUAAAUUUAAGAUUAUAAACAUAGAUUUGAGUAGGAAAUAUCUGAUUUAUAAUAAUAAAAAGAAAGGGAAAUCAAAUAACUUAGUGAUUAUGUUAAUAAGUUAAGCCAAGCAAACUAAGACUUGAUAAAUGAAAGCAAAGGGUAUUAGGAAGAACUUAAUGAGCUCAAAAAUUAGUAUGAUCUUUUAUAAUAGUAAAAUUAAAACUUACAAAAAAGCUACGAUAAUGCUAUUAAAAAAUCAGAAUAAAUGGAAUAAACAUUCGAUUUGAGAUUAAGUGAAUAUUAGUAAAGAAAGGAAGAAAGUGGCUUGAAAAGAAAAUAAAUGGUUGAAAGAGAACUUGAUAUUGCAAAUGAAGAAAUUAUUUAAUGGAAGAAUAAAUACCAAAAUCUUAUAGACUAGAUGAAUAAAAAUGUAGAACAAAUGCAGAGCCAGAGAGAGAUAGAAGUGGAAACAGUCAGAUAAAAAAUGAAUUUUUCUAUUCAAUAAUUAGAAAGCUAGAUAGAAAUGCUCUAGUAAAAUGAAUUAGAACUCAGAGACUCUCUAGCUAAGCAAAACGAUAAAAUAAAUUUGCUUCAAAAAAUAAUUCAAGAAAAAGAAGAAGCCUUUGAAGGUCUUAGAAGAGAAAAAGAUCAAUAAAUAAAAUCCGUGACAGAAGUGGAGUUAGAGUAUAAGUUGAAGGAAGAAGGUCUAAGGAAAUAGAAGAAAUCUUACGAUGAAAUAUUAAGAGAGUAGGAAGAAAAAAUUAAUCACUUUGUAAACGAAAUAACAAUACUUAAUAGCAAAAUAAACUAAUUGAUUGAAGAAAAAACCAUUUUAAUAAAUAAAAAUAAAGAUUUACAAUUUUAAUUAGAUCUCAAAUAGUCCUAACUUAAUUAAUUAGCUAAAGAGUUCCAUGACAAAUAAACAAAAUCUAAUAAAGAAAUCGAAGAUUUACACAAAUUAUUGACUUAAUCCUUUAAAAAUAUGAAUGAUAAUUCUGAAAACAUUGAUUUAGCAAGAAAACUGGAUGAAGAAACUCGCUUAUUGACUAAAAAAGUAAAAGAUUUAUAGCAUAUAAACAGGUACCUCGAAAUUUCAAAAAGUCCUUCUUCAAAGUCAGGAAUCGUUAUUCACACUUAAUAAACAAAUUAAAAUAGUAGCUUUUAGCAAAGCAAUAACUUAAGUUAAAAUAUGCCUACUUAUUAAAAUAAUAACUCUAACAAUAGCAUAUUUUAAAAUUAACCCUCUUAUUUUGGUAGCCAUUCUAGCAGCUAAGGAAAUCUAUAGAUAUAUAACUAAAACCCUAAUAUGGUUUAUAAUAACAAUAACAUAAACACAAAUAGCAAUUCUAAUCUCCAUAAAGUAACCUUUUAAAAUUCUUAAAGCAACAACAGAUAUGAUCCUGGAUACUCUGCUCAAUAAAAAUAACAACACCAAGUUCUGCAAUAGCAUGUGAAUCAAUUCAGCCCUUAUUCCAAAUAAAAUUGA
Tetrahymena thermophila SB210 is the source of this 4311-nucleotide messenger RNA. RefSeq lists its product as hypothetical. The transcript has 8 exons. NCBI's taxonomy places the organism in Eukaryota, Ciliophora, Oligohymenophorea, Hymenostomatida, Tetrahymenidae. The record is from RefSeq and is a predicted model, not a curated record.